AAUAUUUUUAUUGGAGAUUUGUUUCAGAGUUUGAGAAUAAAUAGUUUGUCCUUGCUUAACCAAACCAGAAUUCAUUAGUUUUGAAUUUCAACACAAUAUAGCUUUAGCAAGUGCAAGCCAUCAAUUUCGAUGAUUUCAACACAAGAUAGCAAGCGAUUUAGGGUUAGCAAGCCAUCGAUGAUGAUUUCAAGACAAGAUAGGCUAAGUGAGCUUCCUGACUCAAUUCUCUCUCACAUUCUCUCUUUUCUUCCAACCAAAUUAGCAGCCCGCACAAGCAUCCUCUCAAAGAUCUGGAAAUCAAUAUGGCUUUCUGUAACCACUUUGGAUUUCACUAUUGGAAUCACCCCAAACCAUGUUAUACACUCAAUCAUACUAUCUCGUGACAUCAAAUUGUCAAUACUAUCAUUCCGCCUAAGGUGUAACAAACCUGAAGAUGAAGAUUUAGACUCAGUUAUUAAGGCAGCAAUACAAAGAAGAGUUGAAACCCUAGAACUUAACAUGCUGUUCUCUUACCCUUUAGAGAUGAAAUUCUUUUCUAAUCUUUUCACUUCUAACACUCUUACUGUUCUCAAGCUUACACACAUAUAUAUUGUCAAAGACCUUCCUGGAACAAGUGGUUCUUCUUCUAUCAAAACUCUUCAUUUAGAUGAUGUCCUUUUCGAUAGCCAUGUCAUCAACUUUUUCUCCGUCUUUCCCGCUCUAGAGGAAUUGCAAACAAAUUAUAUAACUCUUUACGAUUUGAAUCAACCUGCACCUAGAGCAAUGAUGGAAUGUUUGCCCAAUUUGGUGAGAGCUGAUAUUAAUGACCCUAUACUUAUUCCUUUACUCCGCUUUUCCAGGGCACUCAUUCUCAAUUUAGAGGAGAUAUGGUCGCUCCCCCUUGUACAAGUCCCCAAUUUUUACAAUCUAACUCAAAUGGAGCUAUUCAUUGACUUGGACCAAUUAGGGAAGUGGAUACUUAAACUGCUUCAACAUACUCCCAAACUUGACCAUCUUAUCAUUCAUCAUCAGGAAUUAGAAAAUGAGGAGGAAAUCGGUGAGAUGAAUCGGGUGUACAUAAAGGAGAUAAAUAAUCAGGUGGACCCAAAGAUGGUUCCAGAAUGUCUUUCUUCUCGGCUCAAAACUUGUUUGUUUGCAAGUUGGAGAGGCAAAAAGUGUGAGCUUCAAUUUGCUGAAUAUAUCAUGCAAAAUUCAAAAGUAUUAAGUAGCAUGACAAUUCAGUGCUCCUCUUCCUUGGAUUUAAAUGCAAAGUAUCAAAUAUUACAAAAAUCAUCUCUAUGUCCAAAGGACUGUAAACUUAUAUUUGAUUGAUUAUCUAUGUGGAAUACAUUAGUAUACCUUGA
Vicia villosa (hairy vetch) is the source of this 1343-nucleotide messenger RNA. RefSeq names its product F-box/FBD/LRR-repeat protein At3g52680-like. Lineage: Eukaryota; Viridiplantae; Streptophyta; Magnoliopsida; Fabales; Fabaceae. Gene Ontology annotation, molecular function: protein binding. The transcript has 3 exons. The record is from RefSeq and is a predicted model, not a curated record. Bases 130 to 1311 code for a protein of 393 amino acids.